AUGACCUAUUCUUGUUUAUAUUUAGGUGGUGAUGGUCCUAAAAGAAUUGUAUUAGAGGAAGUCAGAGAACGUUACCAACUCCAAGAAAGAGUUACUCUUCUUGGAGCUGUAAAACAUGAGAAUGUUCAUGACGUUUUAGUCAAAGGUGACAUCUUUCUGAAUGCUUCCUUAACAGAAGCUUUUUGUAUGGCCAUUUUAGAAGCAGCAUGUUGUGGGCUGCAAGUUGUAAGUACAAGUGUUGGAGGUGUACCAGAAGUGUUGCCACCAAAUCUUGUCUGGCUAACUGAACCAUCUGUAAAUGGUUUAGUAGAUGGCCUUGAGGAAGCAGUGCUAGAUCGGGCAAAUAAAAAAAUUGCACCUCCAUAUAUCGCUCAUCAAAGGCUUUCUAAAAUGUAUCAGUGGAAUGAUGUUGCAUCAAGAGUUGAAAAAGUUUACGAUUCAGUCAUCAGUAGACCAGUGGAUGAUUUACAGUGCAGAUUAAGAAAGUUUUGGGAGCAAGGUUACAUUGCUGGUGCAUUUUUCAUGCUUCUUCAGGCUAUAGAACAUUUAUUAUAUGUCUUUUUCUCUUGGUUAGUACCUGAAGAUACAAUUGACUUGGCACGUGACCUACAUAUUAAGUAGGCAGAAUUGUGGUCGUCUGUGAAUGAGAAAUACUUUUUUGGAAAAUGUAAAAUUCAUGUGCAUAUAUAAUGUUCUAAAACAUUUUGAAAUAUUUUAUUAUCUGAAAACAUUUAUAUUUUCUCUUUAUUGUACAAAUUUUAUUAA
Messenger RNA from Stegodyphus dumicola, 765 nucleotides. It is a transcript of the gene PIG-A, whose product is annotated as phosphatidylinositol glycan anchor biosynthesis class A. The record is from RefSeq and is a predicted model, not a curated record. Lineage: Eukaryota; Metazoa; Arthropoda; Arachnida; Araneae; Eresidae. Gene Ontology annotation, biological process: GPI anchor biosynthetic process. Gene Ontology annotation, molecular function: phosphatidylinositol N-acetylglucosaminyltransferase activity. Gene Ontology annotation, cellular component: glycosylphosphatidylinositol-N-acetylglucosaminyltransferase (GPI-GnT) complex.